This is a messenger RNA of Centropristis striata (black sea bass), 3021 nucleotides long. Its product is annotated as NLR family CARD domain-containing protein 3-like. NCBI's taxonomy places the organism in Eukaryota, Metazoa, Chordata, Actinopteri, Perciformes, Serranidae. Gene Ontology annotation, biological process: regulation of apoptotic process. The record is from RefSeq and is a predicted model, not a curated record. Gene Ontology annotation, molecular function: protein binding. Bases 25 to 3021 code for a protein of 998 amino acids. The transcript is spliced from 8 exons.
CUGGUUUACCUCUCAGACCUGAAGAUGAGUGACCGUAGUAAAGGACGUCCUCUAGACUUCAGUAAUGAACCUGGACCCUCACACACAAAAGAGAGGAAGAGGAGUCAUGUUUCUGAGGAGGAGCAGCCGUCCUGCUGUGCUUUGUGUCAGGACGUCCUGAAGGAUCCGGUCUCUACUAGCUGUGGACACUGGUUCUGCAGACAGUGCAUCACCUCAUACUGGGACCAGUCUGCUUCACCAGGAGACUCCUCCUGUCCCCAGUGUGGAAAAAGAUCCAGAACAAGAGCUGGACUGCAGUCAGCUAGUGAGACCAGCACUGUACAAGCAGCUGGUGGUCUGCAGGAGGUUUUAGAUGAACAUAAGAUCAGUCUGAAGAGGAGAUGUGAACAUGUGACUGAAGGAAGUGAUGGAACAGGAAGUGGAACCCUCCUCAACAGGAUCUACACUGAGCUCUACAUCACAGAGGGACAGAGUGAAGAGGUUAAUACCCAAUAUGAGGUGAGGCAGCUGGAGACAGCUUCCAAGAAGAAGACCGUCCACGACGCUCCAAUCAGGUGCCAGGACAUCUUUAAAGCCUUACCUGACCAACAGGGACACAUCAGAGUCGUUCUGACGAACGGCGUCGCUGGCGUUGGAAAAACCUUCUUGGUGCAGAAGUUCAGUCUGGACUGGGCAGAGGGUUUGGAGAACCAAGAUGUCAGUAUGGUGGUUCCGCUUUCAUUCAGGGAGCUGAACUUGAUCAGAGAUGAGCAGUACAGUCUUCUGGAGCUGCUCCAUGUUUUCCAUCCAACAUUACAGAAGGUCACAGCAGAGAAGCUCGCUGUCUGUAAACUUCUGUUCAUCUUUGACGGCCUGGAUGAAAGCAGACUUUCUCUGGAUUUCAACAACAAGGAGGUUGUGUCUGAUGUCACACAGAAGUCAUCGGUCAACGUGCUGCUGACAAACCUCAUCGAGGGGAAUCUGCUUCCCUCGGCUCUCGUCUGGAUAACUUCCCGACCCGCGGCGGCCAAUCAGAUCCCUCCUGCAUGUGUUGACAGGGUGACAGAAGUACGAGGCUUCACUGACGCCCAGAAGGAGGAGUACUUCAGGAGGAGGGUCAGAGAUAAAAAGCGGUCCAGCAAAAUCAUCUCACACAUCCAGAUGUCCAGGAGCCUCCACAUCAUGUGUCUGAUCCCAGUCUUCUGCUGGAUCACUGCUACAGUUCUGGACCACAUGUUGACUACAGAGCAGAGAGGAGAGCUGCCCAAGACCCUGACUGACCUGUACUCACACUUCUUGCUGGUUCAGACAAAGAAGAAGAAGCAGAAGUAUGAUGAGGGACAUGAGACGGGUCCAGAGGAGCUGAUGGAGGCUGACAGAGAAGUUCUUCUGAAGCUGGGGAGGCUGGCGUUUGAACAGCUGCAGGAAGGAAACAUCAUGUUCUUCCAAGAAGACCUGGAGCGCUGUGGUCUCGAUGUCACAGAGGCUGCAGUGUACUCAGGAGUUUGUACAGAGAUCUUCAAAAGAGAGAGUGUGAUGUUCCAGAAAACAGUCUACUGCUUCGUUCAUCUGAGCGUUCAGGAGUUUCUGGCUGCAGUCUACCUAUUCCACUGUUACACCACCAGGAACACAGAGGUACUGAGGGCUUUCUUUGGGACAGACUGGGACAAUGACAGCAAUGGUGUCACUGAUCAAGAAUACCCAUCCCUGGAUGUCUUCUUGAUGAGAGCCAUGAAGAAAUCCCUAGAAAGUGAAAAUGGCCACCUGGACCUGUUUGUCCGCUUCCUUCAUGGCCUCUCUCUGGAGUCCAACCAGAGACUGUUAGGAGACCUGCUGGGUCAGACAGACAACAGUCCAGAAGUCAUCCAGAGAGCCAUUAAUAACCUGAAGGAGAUGAACACUUAUGAGAUCUGUCCUGACAGAAGCAUCAACAUCUUCCACUGUCUGACGGAGAUGAACGACCUCUCAGUACAUCAGGAGAUCCAAGAGUUCCUGAAGUCAGAGAACAGAUCAAAGAAGAGACUCUCUGAGAUCCACUGCUCAGCUCUGGCCUACAUGCUGCAGAUGUCAGAGGAGGUUCUGGAUGAGUUGGACCUGAAGAAGUACAACACAACAGCGGAGGGACGACGUAGACUGAUUCCAGCUGUGAAGAACUGCAGAAAGGCUCAACUUUCUGGCUGUCGAAUCUCAGAGACCCACUGUGAAGUUGUGGCCUCAGCUCUGAAGUCCAACCCCUCCCAUCUGAGAAAGCUGGACAUGAGUAAAAAUGACCUGCAUGAUUCAGGAGUGAAGAAACUGUGUGUUGGACUGCAGAGUCCAAACUGUAGACUGGAGACGCUGAGAUUGAGAGACUGCAGUUUGUCCAGGAUCAGCUGUGCUUCUCUGGCCUCAGCUCUGAAGUCCAACCCCUCCCAUCUGAGAGAGCUGGAGCUGAGUGACAACAACUUGCAGGAUUCAGGAGUGAAGCUGCUGUGUGAUUUUCUGGAGAAUCCACACUGCAGACUGGAGACUCUGGGAUUAAUGGGCUGCAGUUUGUCAGAAGCCAGCUGUGGUUCUCUGGCCUCAGCUCUAAAGUCCAACCCCUCCCAUCUGAGAAAGCUGGAGCUGAGUGACAACGACCUGCAGGAUUCAGGAGAGAAGCUGCUGUGUGAUUUUCUGGAAAGUCCACGCUGCAGACUGGAGACUCUGAGAAUCAGAGCUGAGGAACCCAAUAAAAGUGUCAGAGCGGAAAUUGCCCUGAGAAAUGUCCCAUCAGAGGACAGAGUCCUAGCUGUCCUGAAAGUUAUUCGGACAGAGUUUGUUAAAAGAGUGUCUGAUGCUAAUCUGAACUUUAUCCUGGAUAAACUUUUUGAGCGUGAUGUGAUAAAUCAGGGUGAAAUGGAGGAUAUCAGGCAAACAAACAGAACAACCAUAAACAAAGCACGAGACGUGAUCGACACGGUGCGAAAGAAGGGAGCUAAAGCCAGUUUAGUUCUGAUCGAUGCUCUCCGUGAGGUGGAUCCAUACCUUUUCGAUGACCUAAUGGAGCUCAGGGGUGUGUAA